Messenger RNA from Rattus rattus (black rat), 3785 nucleotides. RefSeq names its product Down syndrome cell adhesion molecule homolog. The record is from RefSeq and is a predicted model, not a curated record. The coding region runs from base 65 to 2434 and encodes 789 amino acids. Gene Ontology annotation, cellular component: plasma membrane; axon. The transcript has 12 exons. Gene Ontology annotation, biological process: homophilic cell-cell adhesion; axon guidance; dendrite self-avoidance. Lineage: Eukaryota; Metazoa; Chordata; Mammalia; Rodentia; Muridae. Gene Ontology annotation, molecular function: cell-cell adhesion mediator activity.
GAGGCCGGCGCGUGGCUCGCUCGCUGGCUCGCUGGCUCGCGGGAGGCCGGGCAGCAGCAGGGGCAUGUGGAUACUGGCUCUCUCCUUGUUCCAGAGCUUCGCGAAUGUUUUCAGUGAAGAGCCCCACUCCAGCCUCUACUUUGUCAAUGCAUCGCUGCAAGAGGUAGUGUUUGCAAGCACGUCGGGGACCCUGGUGCCCUGCCCGGCUGCAGGCAUCCCUCCGGUGACUCUCAGAUGGUACCUAGCAACGGGCGAGGAGAUCUACGAUGUCCCCGGGAUCCGCCACGUCCAUCCCAAUGGCACUCUCCAAAUUUUCCCCUUUCCUCCUUCAAGCUUCAGCACCUUAAUCCAUGAUAAUACUUACUAUUGCACAGCUGAAAACCCUUCAGGGAAAAUUAGAAGUCAGGAUGUCCACAUCAAGGCUGUUUUACGGGAGCCCUAUACAGUCCGUGUGGAGGACCAGAAAACCAUGAGAGGCAAUGUCGCGGUGUUCAAGUGCAUUAUCCCCUCCUCGGUGGAGGCGUACGUCACUGUCGUCUCAUGGGAGAAAGACACGGUUUCACUUGUCUCAGGAUCUAGAUUUCUCAUCACAUCCACGGGAGCCUUGUAUAUUAAAGAUGUACAGAACGAAGAUGGGCUGUACAACUACCGCUGCAUCACGCGGCACAGAUACACAGGGGAGACGAGACAAAGCAACAGCGCGAGACUGUUCGUGUCAGACCCAGCGAACUCAGCCCCAUCCAUCCUGGACGGGUUUGACCACCGCAAAGCCAUGGCAGGGCAGCGUGUGGAGCUGCCGUGCAAAGCUCUUGGGCACCCCGAGCCGGACUACCGCUGGCUGAAAGAUAACAUGCCCCUGGAACUUUCCGGAAGGUUCCAAAAGACAGUGACCGGGCUGCUCAUUGAGAACAGCCGCCCCUCAGACUCAGGCAGCUACGUGUGUGAAGUAUCCAACCGAUACGGCACUGCCAAGGUGAUAGGCCGCCUGUACGUGAAACAGCCACUGAAAGCCACCAUCAGUCCCAGAAAGGUUAAAAGCAGUGUGGGCAGCCAGGUCUCCUUGUCCUGCAGUGUGACAGGAAAUGAAGACCAGGAACUCUCCUGGUACAGAAAUGGCGAAAUCCUCAACCCUGGGAAAAACGUGAGGAUCACAGGACUCAACCACGCGAACCUUAUAAUGGAUCACAUGGUCAAGAGUGAUGGGGGCGCCUACCAGUGCUUUGUUCGCAAGGACAAGCUAUCUGCUCAAGACUAUGUCCAGGUGGUCCUUGAAGACGGAACUCCCAAAAUCAUUUCCGCCUUUAGCGAGAAAGUGGUGAGCCCGGCAGAGCCAGUGUCCCUCGUGUGUAAUGUGAAGGGUACACCCUUGCCCACGGUCACCUGGACCCUGGACGAUGACCCCAUCCUCAAGGGCAGCGGCCACCGCAUCAGCCAAAUGAUCACGUCCGAGGGGAACGUGGUCAGCUACCUGAAUAUCUCCAGCUCCCAGGUCCGGGAUGGGGGUGUCUACCGCUGCACUGCCAACAACUCGGCCGGAGUCGUCCUGUACCAGGCUCGAAUAAACGUAAGAGGGCCGGCAAGCAUCAGACCGAUGAAAAACAUCACUGCGAUAGCAGGGCGUGACACGUACAUCCACUGCCGUGUGAUUGGCUACCCUUAUUACUCCAUCAAGUGGUACAAGAACGCUAACCUGCUUCCUUUCAACCACCGCCAGGUGGCGUUUGAGAACAAUGGGACUCUGAAACUCUCAGAUGUGCAGAAAGAAGUUGACGAGGGAGAGUACACAUGUAACGUGCUGGUGCAGCCACAGCUCUCCACCAGCCAGAGUGUCCACGUGACAGUCAAAGUUCCUCCUUUCAUCCAACCCUUUGAGUUCCCAAGAUUCUCCAUCGGUCAGCGGGUCUUCAUCCCAUGUGUGGUGGUCUCGGGGGACUUACCCAUCACCAUCACCUGGCAGAAGGAUGGCCGGCCGAUUCCAGCAAGCCUCGGUGUAACCAUCGACAACAUCGACUUCACCAGCUCCCUGAGGAUCUCCAACCUCUCACUGAUGCACAACGGGAAUUACACCUGCAUCGCGCGGAACGAGGCGGCCGCCGUGGAACACCAGAGCCAGCUGAUUGUAAGAGUUCCCCCUAAGUUUGUGGUCCAGCCCCGGGACCAGGAUGGGAUCUAUGGCAAAGCAGUGAUUCUCAAUUGCUCUGCAGAGGGUUAUCCUGUGCCUACAAUUGUGUGGAAAUUCUCAAAAGGUGCUGGGGUCCCCCAGUUCCAGCCAAUUGCCCUGAAUGGCAGAAUCCAGGUCCUGAGUAAUGGCUCACUCUUGAUCAAGCAUGUUGUGGAAGAAGACAGUGGCUACUACCUCUGCAAGGUCAGCAACGAUGUGGGCGCAGACGUCAGCAAGUCCAUGUACCUCACGGUGAAAAGUGGAUGUCACUGAAGAAUAGCCACGUUUCCAGGCAUGCAAAGCCAAUGAAGGCAGAGUAUCCAUCGCCCUAAAUGCUCGUGACCAGAUGGAUUUGGAAGUUCCGUUGACUGGGUUGGGGAUUCUCAGCCUUCUGGUUGGAUUUGGGCUGGGCAUAGAGAAGAGAGGCUCGCUGGGGCUGGGUGGCCUUGUUAUUCGGGCACCAUAUAUAAAUUACUUCCUUCCGGGGGAGAAGGAACCAGAAGUAAAUCUUUCUUACUUGCUGCAUCCGUUGGCUUCCUCUUCCUUACAGAGACGGCUGAGGCCAGCCCACCUGCCAGCUAGAGUUUAGGACUCAAACACCUCCUUUAUCCCCGCUGAUUGCUGGCAGGCUUGGAUGUCCCCAAAGCAUCCAGCCAGCUCUCCCACAGCCCUGGCCCCAAAAAACUCUCAACUGAAGUCUGUGUGUUACUGCUUACAAAGGGGCUCUCACGAGUAGGGGCUGGCCCAGAUUUCACUUCCCGACUUGGACUGCGACAUCUGAGCUCAUUUGUCUGAGUGUGUACAGAGCAUGUCCCCCGUGGGGACGAGAGAGCUGAGUAAGCGUGCAGAAUUCUCUACUGUUCACACUCCAGAAAAAUAUGCUGGACAGGAGCCUCAAAUUACCACUGUUUGUUUGUUUGUUUUGUUUUGUUUGUUUUUUGUUUUGUUUGCUUUUUGUUUUGUUUGUUUUUUUAUCAAUCCUUCCCUAUCCGCCUUUCCUUUAAUUCUUCCCCCACCCCUUCAUCACUUUCCCCUCCCACCUUCACACACUCUUUCCUUUCACACACGUUCUUUUGAUCCCCACUGGGUCCUGUUAGUGCUGCCUGUAUGUGCGUGGGUACAGGGCCGCCUACUGGAUUAUGGGUAAGCUCUUAGGCCUGCAUCCGUGGAGAAACUGGCUCUCUUCUCUCUGCUCCAGCAGCCGUCAGUAGCUCCUCAGUUAGAGGUGGGAUUCAGUGAGUCCCUCCCUGGUCCACGUUGGGAGUUCUGCUGACUUGGUCUUAGCGAUUCUUAUACAAUGCAGUCACAGCUACCAUAAGUUCAGUUUCGGCAGACACUCACUCCUGCUGGCUCUCAAACUCUUUCUGCUUCUCUUUUGCAAUGAUCCCUGAGCCUUGGAGGUGGGUGACAUACAGAUGUCUCGUCUGGAGCUGAACACCCCGCUGUCUCAUAUUCCCCGCACACUGACCCAUUGUGGAACACUGUGUUAGUCACCAUCUUCUGUUAAAAGAAGCUUGUCCGACGAGGGUUGAGGGAUGCACUACUUCUGGGCAUAAAAUUGAGAACUGAAGGGGAAGUUUAGGACAAAGGUUCUCCCGUAGGUCUCUGACCUAGUCAGCCACUG